Lactuca virosa is the source of this 306-nucleotide messenger RNA. The record is from the annotation of a GenBank genome assembly. NCBI's taxonomy places the organism in Eukaryota, Viridiplantae, Streptophyta, Magnoliopsida, Asterales, Asteraceae.
AUGUCUUCGAGCUCAUACACCUCAAGGAAUCAGCUACAAGUGACUCAUGUUCAGUCGCGAGAAGGGGUAAAGAUUUGUGAUUGUGGUGUUCUAGCUAAAGAACGAACGUGUUGGAAGAUAACAAACCGUGGGAGGUUGAAGAAAUGUAGCAUCUUUGAAUGGAAAGAUGAAGAACAAGCAGAAGGGUACUACAAAAACCUUCUAUAUUCUCUGAAGCAGAAAAUGGAUGCUAAAGAGGAUCUGUCUGAGAUGAACAAUUUGAGGAGAAGGAUUGCUGAAGUGGAGUUUCUGUUGUUACAGGAGUAG